This is a messenger RNA of Camellia sinensis, 882 nucleotides long. NCBI's taxonomy places the organism in Eukaryota, Viridiplantae, Streptophyta, Magnoliopsida, Ericales, Theaceae. The record is from RefSeq and is a predicted model, not a curated record.
AUGGACAGAGAUUGCAAGCAAAACAAUGGGAAAUUUGCUACUAGUUCAACAGUAUCAGUCCCAAAACCAGGAAAUGCUACGAGAUCUACUUCCGCCGGAGAUACCAUGAGACAAGGGAGAGUUUUUGCGCUUGUUCCAGGUGAUACGCGGAAUGCCAACACAGUUGUCUCAGCUACCAUUUCUAUAUAUUGUUCCAUUUCCUUGCUGGAAGGAAUACACCAGCCAUUGGGUUUUAAUCAAUUUUACUGUUCCUUUCUCAAGUACUUCUCAAAGGCCUUAACAUAUCCAUCUUUAAUACCUAGAUCAAUUUGGAUACAUUUGGAGGAGGGUCCGAGUGAUAUACUUGUAUUCCUGACUGGCCAAGAAGAGAUUGAAUAUGUUGAGAAGCUUGUCCAAGAAAGUCUUCGACAGUUUCUAGGAGACAACCAGAAGCUAAAAGUUUUACCCAUAUUCUCAUCUCUUCCAUCAGAAAAGCAGAUACAGGUGUUCAUGCCACCUCUAACCGGAUUUCGCAAGGUAAUACUAGCAACUAAUAUUGUUGAAACAUCCGUAACAAUACCUGGAAUCAAGUAUGUGAUAGAUCCUGUAUUGGUGAAAGCACGCACCUACCAUGCUCGUAUAGGGAUGAAAUCAUUGAUUUUUGUUCCAACCUCAAAAGCACAGGCUUUGCGAAGGAGUGGACGUGUAGGCCGUGAAAGACCAGGCAAGUGCUUUUGCCUCUACCCUGAGAUUGAAUUUGAGAAACUCAGGGAUUCUACAAUUCCAGAGAUUACACGGUGCAACCUUUCAAAUAUCAUUUUGCAACUAAAGGCUCUUGGUGUUGAUGAUUUUUUUGGGUUUGAUUUCAUGGAAAAACCAUCAAGGUGGAAAAAAAAGAAUUAA